CUGGUAUAUGAUUGGUUAAUGUAAUAGCCUGCACCAGACCAACGACGCCCUCAGCGAAGCUGUAUCAGACCACAGAAGCGAUCCUACUGAACACGCGGGGCAAGUACGAAUGAAAGAAGUAAACAACUCUGUUAGUAUAGUUUAGACAUGGCUUGCAGAAAAUUAGGCAGUUUAAGUAACGCAAUGUGGCAAAGAAGCUCCAGCUGCACCGUUUCGCUGUGCGCAGGAUUGAAUAUUCCUGCUUUUGCUUGUGGAAGCUUCGCCUCGGCUGGUUCAACAAUGAACGGACAGAAAUGCUGCAAAGAUGGACACAAUUGUGGACCGACGAAAAUUUUACCAGCUAAUCAUAACCCUGUUGCAGCCGCAGUCACAUCGCACAGACAUCAGAUCGUGGGCAAAAAUAGAGGCGAAGAAUCUCUUACCAAAUCUGGCAGGGCUUUCUCAUCCACGGCCCCGCAGAUCAACAAUAAAACGUACUUGUGGGCGAGAUACAAUGAGAUGAAACGGCUUGUGCACGAUUUGAUUCCUCCUGGGGUGUGCAAUCUUUUGAACCCUUCCACCAUCUAUGCCAACAAUGAGGUGAAUCUGGAAGAGGUGGACAUCUACGGGUUUGACUAUGAUUACACGCUCGCGCUGUACUCCAGCGCGCUGGACGAGAUGAUAUACAACAAGGCGCGAGAGUUUCUCGUCCAGCACUACAAGUAUCCCGAGGAAAUCAGUAAGUACGACUACAUUCCCAACUUUGCAGCUCGGGGACUUCACUACGACAUUCAAAAGGGACUACUGAUGAAAAUCGACGCCUUCCAUUAUAUUCAGUUGGGCACUGUUUAUAGGGGUUUGAAGCCUGUCCCUGAUGAUGAGGUCAUGAAACUUUAUGGAGGUUCAAAUCAUGUUCCCCUCCACCAAGUCAGUGGAUUUUACGGCAAGGGUCCCAAAAUGAAGCAGUUUAUGGAUGUGUUCUCCAUCCCCGAAAUGACUCUCUUGGCAGCUGCAAACGAUUACUUCAUCUCAAAUGACAUAGAGUACGACCCAGAGCAUCUCUACAAAGAUGUCUCAGAUGCAAUUGGAAUGGUGCACAUCAAGGGUUACAUGUAUAAAUGGAUCAUGCAAGAUCUUGAGAAAUACAUUCUCAGAGGAGACGAGACAUAUGCUGUGUUGCACCGGCUGGCUAGUCAAGGGAAGAAGCUUUUCCUAAUUACCAACAGCCCCUUCAGCUUUGUUGAUAAAGGCAUGAAGUACAUGGUUGGAAAGGAGUGGAGGGACUUCUUUGACGUUGUUAUUGUUCAAGCUGACAAACCUCAUUUUUUUAAUGACUGCAUAAAACCAUUUAGGCGUUUGGACAGCAAUGGAGACUUACAGUGGGAUAGAAUCAAGACUCUGGAAAAGGGACAGAUCUAUAAACAGGGAAACCUUGUAGAUUUUCUGAAGCUUACAGGAUGGCGUGGAUCCAAAGUGUUCUAUUUUGGAGAUCAUCUCUACAGUGACUUGGCAGACCUGAUGCUGCGUCAUGGGUGGAGGACAGGAGCGAUCGUGCCUGAACUUGAGAUGGAGACGAAGGUGGUGAACACAGAGCAGUACGCUCAAGGCCUCACGUGGUUGCAGGCGCUCACCGGACUGCUGGAGCGCAUGCAGAUGUAUCGGGAUCCAGAGUCCAAGAAGGUUCUGCAGGAGUGGCUGAAAGAGAGAGAGGAGCUACGGGCAGUCACCAAGAACCUCUUCAACCCUCACUUUGGCAGCAUAUUCCGUACCUGCCACAACCCCACCUACUUUUCCCGCCGCCUGUGCCGUUUCUCAGACCUCUACAUGGCCUCUAUCAGCUGCCUGCUGAACUACGACCUCUCAUACACCUUUUACCCUCGCCGAACCCCCCUGCAGCACGAAGCCCCUCUCUGGAUGGACCAGCUCUGCACUGGUUGCAUGAAGACGCCCUUCUUAGAGGAGAUGGCCCAUAUUCGUUAAAACUGCCAAAGUUUUAAUGUGCAAAUAUGAACUGAAAAGUAAAAUGAGGGGGGUGUGUGUCUCUAUGGCAUUGGAGACGUGGCACUUUUUGCGCAAACCCACAUAUAAAGGGGCCACCUGCUGGAUGUUAUAUUACAAUGCAUCUCAAUGUUCUCAAGCCUUGGACAUUGAAAGAAAGGCUUGCUGAUGGACUUGUGGAUAUUAUGUUCUUAUCUCUAACUUUUGUUUUUUUUACAUUUGAUGCUCUUGCAUUAUGUCUUACUAAACAUAGUUAGAUGUUCAGUGGUUUACAGUUCUCUCUCUCUUUUUUUUUUUUUUUGGUUGUCAACCUGUAUGUCAUGAGUUUUGUAGUUGCAACAGGGUGAUGUUUGUAUUAACAUUAAUCGUGAUAGCAGGAAGAAUGAAAUAUACUAUACUUGGUGUAGCCAGACAUUGUUUUUUACUCUGGUAGGCCAAAGUAUUGAGCCGCUGUCCAAAAAUGCACAAUUAUGAGUUACAAAUACAGUAUGUCUGAUUACAUGUACGAUUAGGUCAAAUAGCUUCAUAGAUUUGGAGUUGUAAUGUUACUUACCUUCCCCACACUACAGUAACAAUGUAGCCUAGCCUCAAAAUUUAAACAUGCACAAAUAAGUGUCAACAGCUUUUUAUUACUGGAGAAAUGAUUUUUUUUAUGACCGGUGUAUUUACCUACAUGGAAGCUCCUGGAGGGCCAAACCAAAUGCUGUUGUUAUUUUUGACCUUGCAGGCCCUCACUGUUUGUGGCUUUAGACUAAGCUUCUGUACAACCAGAGCAUUGUUUGCUUACAGUUAAAUCUGUGAAUAGCUAUGCUGCUAUAUUCAGUUUCCCAGGAACAAGAAAAAUGUCAUCUUUUGUAUGUAACGUUAACAUUACUUGCUCUACAAUAAAAGGCUUUGCAUUA
Messenger RNA from Cyprinus carpio (common carp), 2879 nucleotides. RefSeq names its product 5'-nucleotidase domain-containing protein 2-like. The record is from RefSeq and is a predicted model, not a curated record. Gene Ontology annotation, molecular function: 5'-nucleotidase activity. Lineage: Eukaryota; Metazoa; Chordata; Actinopteri; Cypriniformes; Cyprinidae.